Molecule: messenger RNA, 2702 nt
Organism: Nilaparvata lugens (brown planthopper)
Lineage: Eukaryota; Metazoa; Arthropoda; Insecta; Hemiptera; Delphacidae
Gene: Dhfr
Product: dihydrofolate reductase
Exons: 2
Coding region: 1177-1722 (181 amino acids)
Biological process (GO): dihydrofolate metabolic process; folic acid metabolic process; glycine biosynthetic process
Cellular component (GO): mitochondrion
Molecular function (GO): NADP binding; dihydrofolate reductase activity
Source: RefSeq, a predicted model, not a curated record
ACAGCUCCGACAGACAUUUUAUUAUCAGCAGACUUCUUCAACUUGGCUUAAAAUCAUUGAGGUGGUUCUGGUGACAAAUCUUGGAGGAUCCAAAUGUCAAUAUCUGGACUGGCAGAUCACAUUUUCGGACUCCAGUCGAUGACUCUAGGAUCUCCUCUUGGAAACUUUUGAUGGACCGGUCCUUUCGUCUAUCACUGCAGAGUCAAUGGAUAAUUCCCUUGAUUUGAGUGAGAACUUUGACUCAUCUGACUCGGCCUAUGGUAGCGAAAGUCCAGUUUCGAACUCUAGUCAUUCUGUUUUUUCCGACUCUCAAGACUCAGUUAUUGAUAUUUAUAACUCAGUUAUCGACCACAACUCAUUUGAGGCAUUGAUUGAUUCACUCAACAUUAGUUUUGAAGGAAUUCCCAACUCAUUGGUUGGUUCAGUCAAUUCUCUGGAUCUCAACAUUAGUUUCGAAGAAACUUUCUCAAAUCCGCUGCUGGUUGACAGAUUCAGUUCACCAGACCUUUCCUUAGGUUCUGCACCCAGCCACAAUAGUUCACUGAACCUUCCUUCAUCAUCCGAAAAUAGUUUACAGUGUUCUCCUAUAAAUAAACCAUUAUUCAACAAUAUUUUGGAGGAUUCUUCUAUCAGUUCUGCAAACCCAGGCUGCAACAGUUUCCUAUUCAAUUCAACUGUGAACUCACUUGAUUUAUCAAAAUUAUCUUACUUGAACUUAAGUUACAGGAAUUCAUAGCCAUAUUCUACCAUCAAUUCUCUUGAUUCUGGUUUGAACUCAAGUGGACAACUUUGAAAUUUGAAUCUUGAAUCUGCUGAAAAUACUCUCAACUCCCUCGAGUUUGAAUUUUUUUUUGAAUCUCUCAUAGAAGUUCUCAGAUUCGAAAUCUAUAAUCAAAUCAUUUGAACAAAAGUUUUCAGAUUCCCCCCAAACCACAAUUCUAAUCCUUCAAAAUUACAAACUCCCUGAAUUUUCUCUCAAAAUCUCUUGAAUUUCUAAAUUACUCUUUGUUCUUUCUGAAUUUCAGCAUUUCUGAAAAUCUUUUGAAUUUCUCACAAAAGUUCUCAGUUACCUGAGAACUUGGAGUAAAAAUACUUCUUAUUCCUCAAAAUCGCAGACUUUCUCAAAUUUCUCUUGAAUUGAUCACAAAUUCCUGAAAUUGCAAUUGAAACAGCAAUAUGUCUCAGACCAGAGGUUACAGCCUGAAGGCUAUAGUAGCUAUGUGUUCCAACAGAGGCAUUGGCCAAGCUGGCAACCUGCCUUGGCGUCUCAAAAAAGAACUGUCCCAUUUUGCCAAAAUGACCACCAAUGUAGAGGUGGAAGGCAAAAAGAAUGCAGUCAUCAUGGGUCACAACACAUGGCGAUCCAUCCCCCAAAAAUGGCGCCCACUACAGAAGCGCAUCAAUGUGGUGCUGUCAAGGAGUGUCACAGAUUUGGGUGAUGGUGUCAUGGUCUGCAAAAGUUUGGAAGAGGCACUGGCGUCGUUACAUAAAGACCCCCAAAUUGAGAGUGUAUGGGUGAUUGGUGGAAGUUCUGUGUAUGCAGAGGCAAUGCCUGUUUGCGAUGUCGUGUAUUUGACGGAGGUUUUGAAGGAGUUUGAGUGUGAUACGUUUCUGCCAGAGUUGCCUGAGGGGUUUAGGGAGGUCAAUGAUGAUCCACGGGUGUGUUAUGAGGUGCAGGAGGAGGAUGGGGUGAGGUAUCAGUACAAGGUUUACAGGAAGUAGAUGGGAGUGGUUAGGUUGAGUUAGGAAGGAUGGAGCCAAUCUUUCAAGGUUUGGAAAGAUGAUCCAAAGAUUGUGAGAAUUAGAAAAAUGAUGCAAAGGAUGUGAGGUCUAGAAAGAUGAUGCGAAAGUGUUAGGUUUUGGGAGAUUUGGUAAGCAACUAGUUAUAGGAGUUACUGUCAUUAUUAAUGUUCUAGAAUCUCAAAUGUCAUUUGAGUGGAUUAGAAAGAGUUUCAGAAGGAUGAUGCAAAUGUUGUUAGGUUUUGGGAAACUAGGUAAACAACUAGUUAUAGGAAUUACUGUCAUUAUUAAUGUUCUAACUUGUCAACUGUCAUUUGAGUGAUACCAUAGGGAAACAAUAGCAUAAGUAGAUAUCCCAUGGUAUAGGGCAUUUAUGUCGCAACUUUUACUGUUAACUCAAGCUGAUAGUCCACGCAGUUCUUUCCUGUGAAGCCUUGUGACGCUGUUAGUCUCUCAUAUUGUGCCGUUCAUGCACUCUUACCAGGUCAAACCAGUAAAAAUCAACAAUAAUCGACAGUAAUCGGCUUGAGAUACCAGUAAAAGUUACAACAUAAACACCCUAUACCAUGGGAUAUCUACUUACGCUAUUGUUUCUCUAUGGUGAUACUCAAGGUUUAGAAAGAUGAUGUGAAGACUGUGAGUUUCAGAAGGAUGAUGCAAAGGUGUAAGGUUUUGGGAGAUUUGGUCAACAACUAGUUAUUGAAAUUACUGUCAUUUUUAAUGUUCUAACAUGUCAACUGUCAUUUGAGUGAUACUCAAAUUAUUUAAUGUACCAUGUGAAGAUGAUUGUGAAUUGAAUAGAAAAAAUGUUCUGAUGUCCAGGGGAAUCUUGCAAUGUUUGAGAGAUUUAGGGCCGGUUUCCAAGCUCGGGAUUUGGCUAAGUUCUAGACUUAAAACAGCUGGAGUAAGAAAAUUGGCUUUUUGAAACAGGGCAUAGUCGUAGUCAUUGUCAAAGUCAUGUU